This is a messenger RNA of Spodoptera exigua (beet armyworm), 887 nucleotides long. The record is from the annotation of a GenBank genome assembly. Lineage: Eukaryota; Metazoa; Arthropoda; Insecta; Lepidoptera; Noctuidae.
CUAUUUAGUACUUGUGGACAGUGUUAAAGAAAAUACUAAAGAGGCAAAUUUUAGUUUCAGAAAAUAAAAUACAAUUUCAAAAUGAAAUUCCUUAUCGCGUUCGCUGUCCUCGCUGUAGGCAUCAGUGCCGUGCCAUACUCAGCCUACUACCCUGUAGAUUUUUCUGAUGAACGCUUAGUGACUGGCGCUAUUGAGAGCGCGAUCAAAGAUAUGAGCCAAGCCAUCAAGGACGCUGGACUGGAUCCCUUCCACAUCAAGAGAGAGAGCAUGAGCUACGAGCUCCCUGUGCCUGUGCUCUUCAAAAUCGACGCCUUCGUUGAGGAAGUCCUGAGCACUGGUCUCAGUAACAUCAAGAUCAACAGACUGAACUACAGCGUCCUCCUCUCCCGCCUUAAUUUCGACAUUGAGCUGCCUCUUGUACACUUCUCUCUCGGCGAUGCCAAUGCUGAUGCAGUUUUCUUCAGCUCUGACCGUGACUUUUCUGCCUCUGGAAGCAUCAAUGUUGAGAGGAUCCGAGUCGUUGGUGAGGUCCGCGUCAGCAUUGGAGUCAUCUCUGGUAUCUCAGUCCGCAGCCUCACCAUCUCCUUCACUCUUAAUGACAUCACGUCCGACGCCAACCUAGUCGUCUUCGGCAAGGACUACUCGGAUGACUUCAACAACUUUGUAGGAGGAGUUGUUCCUGACACCAUCAAGGCUCAUUACAAAGAAAUCAACCAACUCUUGGAGAUAGUGCUUCUGGAAGUCAUCAAUGAUAAUUUGUAAAGUGAUUUCUGAAACCUUUAGCAUAGCUUAACGGACUGCAAGUUAUACUCAUAGUGUUAAUGGAGCAAGAUAUUACAUUAUAAUCUAGAUUACGCGUAUAUGAAUAAAUAUUUUUUUUUAUAAAU